GUGUAAGCUUUUUCUUGGGAAUGGGUUUUGGAUGCACGCACUGCACUGUUUUGAUCCCACUCUCUGUUCCCCCCUUUUCAUUGAAACAUUACUGUAUUUCGAAGAAAGAUCGACRAAGUGUUACAAUUGCUGUGWCAAAUUAGCUUACCGAAUGAGAUAUUCUUUGAAGAUWWAAAACAGCCAUGACAAAAUAGAAAGUUUGCUUGAAACUCUGGACAACUAGGCUAUAAAACAUAAACGGCCGAGACCAAAAUAUAUGGUUGCAAUGAGUGGUGUCGUGAAACGACGGCAGGCGACGCCCRUUCGCAGCAGGCGCCGAAGCAAGAUUUAUGUUUGCUUUGUUUUGUUUGCGGCCGCCUACGUGUUUGUGUGGUGGUCUAUCGACGACAACUUGAGCAACGAUUUGCUGCAUGACUCGCCCCUUCUUCGAGUCACUACUGCGUCUGGGCCSGCCGAUGCCUACCUCAACAAUUUUCCGUUGCGUCUGCGAGACAGCGGGGRUAACAUCGACAAGACUAAUGGCCGGGGACUUCGCGACGAGACUUUUCAUUCCUCAGCACACUGUGUCGGAGAAACCCACAACGAAACAACCGCGUGGAAACACAGGAGCUGCAAGUAUGUCCAUCUUUGUGUCGAUUUUGCUGCGAAAACUUCUGACUCCGAGGGGUCUUCGCCGGAAUUCUUUGUCGUUGCCUCUCGGUUCGAUCAAGAAUUUUCGAGUCGCUUUCACCCCAGCAGCAGCAAUAGACCAUCAGCCUCGUCCGACCAAGGAAGAAAUAGCGAAAAYAACAACAAGGUCUAUUACUCUUCCACCGGCCUGGGAAGUAACGUGGCUCUGGGAGCGAUCGAUCCUUCUUGGGAGCGCCUCCCAGAUACGGGUGGAUGGCUGCCCUACGGGUACGGAUUCGACAAAAUUCGGUGGGCUCCCAGGGUUUACAAUUCGAUGCCUUCCAAGCUGUACUAUGAGCUAGACUCCGACGUCGUGAUGGUUCCCUUUCACGCCAUGGCAGCGGACAACGUGGGGCAUUUGUUGUGGGACAACUUUUUGCCCCUUUACAACUUGUUGAGGAUAUUUGGCUUCGACCAAAACGAUUCCAAUGGCGACAGCAAGGAACGCUUUCGGCAYUUGCUGAUACGUGUCGAUACGCUUCCUCCGUUGUCCGCAACAUGCGACCUGAGACCCAAGAAGAAGGAGGCCUGCAGGAAAAGCUUUGAGAAAUUCUUGCCGCUGUUUGGUGUAGAUCCCAAUACCUUUACCACCUCAUCCCAGAUGCGGUUGACCAAACACACCACCACCGAAACAGCGACAAGUCCAAACGAGACACCAGCGACUAUGCACCCCGUUUGUUCGAAGCACGCUGUUGCUGGAAUGGGUUGGUUGUCYGACCACGGAAUACGCGAGUCCCAUGGGUGGAUGAUGAACCACGAAACACACUCGCUGGACGUAGCCCUCGCAAAGAAUCUCGGCAGGGGACCGGAGCUGUACGCCUUUCGCAAUUUUAUGUUACGGAACAUGGGUUUGGAACCCAUUCCGAACGACACCGGUGGCGGCACACUUAGUAGCACGACCAUCACGUUUCGGAUUCUCUUAAGUGCCCACUCRUCSACGUACACCGACCGGAGUUUYGGGCURGAAGAGCAGCACAAAGCACUGGCGGAAGCCUUUCCRACGACAGAGAUUGUUUCGGUGACACUCGCGGAUCUACCCCUGCGUGAGCAACUCGAACUGCUUUCCCAGCCGAAGCAACCCAGGGAGCACAUUAUWUUCGUUUCYGCCAAUGGCGGUGGCACAAUGACAGCCUAUUUCCUGCCGAAGGGAUCGUCGAUGAUCCUGUAUUACAACGAACGUGGCGGCAGAGAUUAUUUUUCUAACAACAAGAACACCGGUGGCCAGGCUAUUCUGGAUUGGGAUCUCAUGAACAAUCUAGGAUACGUCCGGACCCAUUGGUUGCCGACCAGUUCUAUGAACGAAGCGGAAGGAUUGGAUGCAUUGGUAUAUUUGGUCCGGCACGAGAUGGAUGCUACAAUGAACGGCCUGUAUGGAUGAAUCAAUUCGAGUAAACUUCGUUUGGUAUCGAAUUCUAAUUGCUSAAGCAGCCAAUAGGUUUCAAACCGCAAAAUACUUAGAAACGACGAUGCAGUAAGGCAAAGGAAACGAUUCAUUCUUUGAUUCUGAGAAAGGCUCAUGCUCCUAGCUAUUCRACGGUUUUGCAUUUCCUUUUCAACUUCGAAAAGCAAAGUAUAAUCGUUUUUAGGUCACAUUUGCAGCCAGCAACCAAUUUGAGCAGCGGGGCAUAUUCUGCAUUUUGGGAGCAGAUACAUUGGAUUUAGUAAUGCCAUACUGAAAUAUUUAAAUUGAACAAUUUGCUUCAAAUAGUAACAUGUCGAAAGCCUUUAGUUUUGAUAUGGUAUGUCUCCAGGAGCCGGCAAUAAUAUUGUUGGCUUUGC
Messenger RNA from Pseudo-nitzschia multistriata, 2448 nucleotides. The record is from the annotation of a GenBank genome assembly. NCBI's taxonomy places the organism in Eukaryota, Bacillariophyta, Bacillariophyceae, Bacillariales, Bacillariaceae.